Molecule: messenger RNA, 594 nt
Organism: Prorocentrum cordatum
Lineage: Eukaryota; Dinophyceae; Prorocentrales; Prorocentraceae
Source: the annotation of a GenBank genome assembly
AUGAUGACGCAGCUCUUCCACCGGAUGAACAAGUCCGGCACCGGAUUCCUCACCGUGUCGGAGCUGGAGGAGACGAUGGAGUCGGUGGCAUCGAAGUGCCAAGUCUCCGAGAAGUGGGUCCGCGACACGCUCGCGGCGUUCGCCAUGGCCGUGCAGCAGUCGGGAACUGCCAUCAAGCACAUGAUUCCGCAGAAGCGUGUAACUCUGAUGCAGUUCAGGGAAUUAUUUCCUAAGUACGUUCCCAGCUUGCGGACGUCUCAGCUUGACCGCCUGUGGAAGUAUCUGCAGACUGAGGUGUCGAACGACAAUCCUCCCCGAGCUCACAGCGAGGAGUGGAACCACAUGGACGCUGACAGUUUUGCGGCCGUCUUCGGCCCGACGCUCGGCGCCGCUGCCGACACUGGCGACAAGUUCGAGAACAACCUCACGGUCGGGCGCCGUGGCAGCAUCGGGCGCGACAUGCUGGACGAGCUGGCCAGCCAUCUCCUGUCGCACGUCGGCGACGCAAAGCUGGACAUGUGCUUCGAGGCCCUCGACCCCUUCCUGACGCCAGAGCAUUUCCACGACCAGCUGAGGAGACCAAGUUCGGCCUGA